Molecule: messenger RNA, 844 nt
Organism: Rubroshorea leprosula
Lineage: Eukaryota; Viridiplantae; Streptophyta; Magnoliopsida; Malvales; Dipterocarpaceae
Source: the annotation of a GenBank genome assembly
AAUUAUCUUGACUUGACAAAGGAUUUCUUGAUUUUCUGCAGAGGUUGUGCCGGCUCCUAGAACUGCUGUCACCAAAACAAAACCAGCACCAGUACCCAAACUAAGUCCAAAUCCAGUCUCAUCUCCUAGCGAAAUCGCUGUAGAACAGAAGAUGACAACCUCCUGGAAUUCAAAGGGAAAAACUUACUACAGAUAUUCAACAAUUGUAACUAACAAGUCUGCCAAGACUCUCAAGGAUCUCAAGCUUUCAGUCUCAAAGCUUUAUGGUCCUUUAUGGGGUCUCACAAAAUCUGGCGAUGCUUAUACUUUUCCAUCGUGGAUGAACUCUUUAGCAGCUGGGAAGGGUAUGGAGUUCGUAUACAUUCAUUCUGCUUCUGCUGCUGAUGUCUCAGUUUCAAGCUACACUUUGGCAUAAUUAAGCAAGAAAACCACAAAAGAGAAUGAAGUCUUUCUGAGAUUAUGACAAAAGUUUGUGCAGCAAAUACACAAAGUGCUCCUGGAAAGGUUUUUCGUUUUUUGGUUUUUUGGGGAAUUUUCAGGGUGCCAAAUGAUAGCACAGGUAAAAAUAAGGUUGAAGAUGUGAGGAUGAAAGGAGCGAAGAGAUGUUUUAAAAAAAGAGUGCUCAUCCUCUUUCUCCUCCUCUUUACUAGUUGAAUAGAUAAGAUUUGAGAGUUAAAAGAGAGAGAAGAGAAGAAAAAUGACUUCUCAAUAUAGUUUGCAAAGUGUUAUUUUCCUGUUCUAUAGAGUUAGCACUUUUAAUGUCUGUUUACUGUUUUGAAGUUGUGAUGUUGUAAGCUUUGCAGCAUUUUAUGUUUUUCCAUAUGAAUAUAGAUUUUGUAACUUC